Porites evermanni is the source of this 1146-nucleotide messenger RNA. The record is from the annotation of a GenBank genome assembly. Lineage: Eukaryota; Metazoa; Cnidaria; Anthozoa; Scleractinia; Poritidae.
AUGAAUUUAAGCUACACGCGCCAGCCUGGUUGUGAGGUGGAUACGAUGGUUGGCGAAAGACUAGAACAUCCUUCGCCAUUUGCUCAAGCGAGUUUAAUGUUCCUCAUUGUCAUCAACAUCAUCACCUUUCCUUUCACUGCUGCCUUAAACGCGCUUGUGAUGAUCGCCGUUAAAACGAAAUCCCGACUAAGAGUCCACAAGUCAAACAUUUUACUGGCGAUGCUGGCAUCCACGGAUUUCAUUGCUGGUAUCCUAGCUCAACCAACGUUCAUCGCGAUAGCUAUAAUGUUGUUGCGCGGCAAGCCGGAUGUAUACUGUUUACUUCUAGUCUUCAGAAUUGUCAUCACGGGACUGUUUCUUGCUACGCAUUCCCAUCUCGUUUUGAUCGCAGGAGAGCGCUAUCUAGCCAUACUACAUCCAUUUCUACACAUUAGCUAUGUCACUGUACCUCGCUUGCUAGCGGCUUCAAUCUUGGCAUGGCUCUUCGCUGUAAUUAGUCUAAUUCUACAUAUACUCGUUGAGAAGAAUGUAUUUUUUGCCAUAAUCUUUUCUUUAUUUGUUUUGUCUGUUGUCUUCAAUGCUAUUUGCCAUGUUAAAGUUUACCGUGAAAUCCGCCGAAACGAACAGCAAAUUGCAGCUCAGCAAGUUACGCAAGAAGCAAGGCAACAAUUACUAAGAGAUAAAAAAGCCCUAAAGCUAACUUCUAUGAUCCUUGCAGCUUUACUUUUUUGUUUUAUCUUUCCGUUGGCGUUAACUGCUGUAGUGAAGUUUGGAUUUGAUGCAACUGUCGAAACUAGGCACAUCCUUGUAUGUUUUGGAAUUUCAAUAGCUCUGCUGAAUUCCUUACUCAAUCCGAUCAUUUAUUCAGUUAGAAUGAGACAAUUUCGCGUAGCGUUCAUCGAAUUAAUUUAUAGAACUGCGAACAUUACUGAAGCGGAAGAGUUUGAGUCGCGAUUUUUUGGAGCGAGGGUUAGAAUUGAAGCUGGACAAGAACGAGGAGAACAAGGUCAACAAAAUCUGGAACUUGAAGUUGUGCAGAACAACGCGAAUCCUAACAACGAUGUGAUAUUACAGCAGCAAAACCAUGCCAUGGACACUAAACAGUUCUUACGGUUGCCAGGUGCAUUACAUCGUCAUAGUAUAUAG